Molecule: messenger RNA, 441 nt
Organism: Ixodes scapularis (black-legged tick)
Lineage: Eukaryota; Metazoa; Arthropoda; Arachnida; Ixodida; Ixodidae
Product: piggyBac transposable element-derived protein 4-like
Exons: 1
Coding region: 1-441 (146 amino acids)
Source: RefSeq, a predicted model, not a curated record
AUGCUCGUUCUCAAGUGGAAAGACAAGAGAUGUGUGACAAUGAUAUCCAAUGCUCACACUCCUUCGAAAAUUAAAAUCGUGAAGGGGAAGCGAAAAGACGGAGCACAUGAAGACGUUCCCUGUCCACAAGUCAUCAUCGACUACAACCAACACAUGGGCUACGUCGAUAAGGCAGAUAUGCUGAAAUCGUAUUAUGAAGUGGAUCGCAAAAGUAAAAAAUGGUGGCAUAGAAUUUAUUUUCGUUUCAUGGAUGUGAGUGUUGUGAAUACCCACAUUUUGUUCAUGCAAAUUAUGGCGGGGGAGCGUGUUCCGCCGUUGAAAGAAUUGAAAUUGCAAGUCGCGGAAGGACUCAUGGGUGCUCCAGACCUCAACUCGCAUAAAAAGCGAAAAGUCGAACUCCCUUCCUACAAGCCAAUAUGUGCCACAAGACCUACGCUAUAA